CAACAUAACCUAACUGGUGAGACUUUGGCAAAACAGCUAAAAAGUUAACCAGUCUCAUCUGAUCAUUUAAGUAUAUAGUGAAUAAUAACAUGAUAAUAACGUAAUACUUAUAAUGUUUUAUAAGAUUUCUUUCUUAUAAAAUAGUGGUACUGUGAUAAGUUUUAUUUCCAAUUUGUAUUCUUUUGUUUAAAAUGACUGUAACAUACAAUGCAGACGUUGCAACAGUGCACGGUUUGGGACCAUUUUUGAAAUUGUUAGGAAGGUGGCGUGGGAGUCUCUACAAAUUAGUAUGGUUGGAUUUAGUAUUAUUUUUAGUUAUAUAUUAUGGUUUGAAUAUAAUUUACAGAUUUUUAUUGGACGACCAAGGAAAAGUGAUUUUCGAGAACAUUGUUCGAUAUUGUGAUGAUUAUGCAAAUCUGAUACCAUUAUCGUUUGUAUUAGGUUUUUAUGUUACUGUAGUAAUGAAUAGAUGGUGGAGUCAAUACAGAGCUAUUCCUCAUCCGGAUCCGGUAGCUGUUUUCGUUAGCGCUACAGUACAUGGUCAUGAUGAACGUGGUAGAGUUAUGAGAAGAACAAUAAUGAGAUAUAUGUGUUUAUGUGUUACAAUGGUUUUUACUAUGAUCUCUCCUCGAGUGAAAAAACGUUUCCCUACUUUGGAUCAUUUUGUAGAUGCUGGUCUUCUACAACCUAGCGAAAAAGAUAUUAUGUCUGAUCUUGAUAAAAAAUUUCCAAAAUAUUCGAAACAUUGGUUACCAUUAGUUUGGGCCUCUAGUAUAGUAACUAGAGCUCGCAAGGAAGGGCGAAUUAGGGAUGAUUUUGCCGUUAAAACAAUAAUAGAUGAAAUGAAUAAAUUCAGAGGCCAAUGCGGGUUACUUUUAACUUAUGAUCAUAUAAAUAUUCCUUUGGUUUAUACCCAGGUAGUUACAUUGGCAGUUUACAGUUAUUUUAUCACAAACGUUAUGGCUCAUCAAUGGACAACACACAAUAAGUACAAUUUCGAUUUGUUUUUUCCAAUUUUUACAACUUUACAAUUCUUCUUCUACAUUGGAUGGUUAAAAGUGGCCGAAUCGAUGAUAAAUCCUUUUGGCGAUGACGAUGACGAUUUUGAGGUUAAUUGGAUGGUUGAUAGAAACUUACAGGUGGCUUAUUUAAUUGUCGAUGAAAUCCACCAUGAUCAUCCCGAAUUGGUUAAAGAUCAAUAUUGGGACGAAGUUUUUCCACAAGAGUUACCAUACACAGAAGCUGCCAGAGCUAUAAGAGAUACACAUCCACUUCCUUCAACGGCUAAUAUAGCAACAAGACCUCAAGAUUUCGAAACAAAUCAGUACGGUUCAAAUAAAAUGUAUGAUAUGCAGUCUUAUGUGACAGGUUUAGAUGGAGGUCCAAUUACAUUUUCAGCUAAACCUCGACCGAAUUCAUUUAGAUCGAAGGGAUCACAAAACUCUUUAAUAGGAAAAUCUGUACCUGAUUCUAUAUCAAGACAUAAUUCAGUUACGAAUAUGCUGAAGAGAUUUUUUAGUAGAGAUGAAAGCAAAAAUGAUGCGAAAGUUGAAGGAAACGAAAUGAACAAUUUGAUGUCUCAAUCAUCUUAUCCCAAACACGCCGGAAGCGUUAAAAAGAUUGCGGACGAUGUGAUUGAAGAGGUUGAUGAACAGCAAACUAUAAAUUCACAGAGAUCCUUUAAGGAACCCCGACCAACUGUAAUGAGUUUGUUUGGUCCACCAUCUCCUUCUUCACCAAUAGACGUACCACAUUCCAAUAGCUUCAACAAUUUAGAUUCAAAUAUUUUCGAUCCAUUUGGUCCAAUAUCAAGAUCUAUUCCUGGUAUGUCGCAUGACGGUAAUGAUGGAGUGAGUAUAGGAGGAUCUGUGACAGAUGAUGACGACGAUGAAUUUUCUAGAUUGAAAAAACUUAGAGAAGAAGAACGUAUUAGUCGUAUGAAGGAGACGAUUUCAAGAUCUUUUGGUAAAGCCGAUGAUGUGGAUGUUGUAUUAAGCCGGCAAUCAUCAUCACAAGCUACAUCAACAACACCUACUCCCACUUGCAAAACGCCCGUUAUGCCAAAUAUUUAACUGGUAUUAAAUAUUGUUUUUCUCAACGAAAAAAUAUAAAUACCUUUUUAUAUUAAUAACAUUGUAUAAAAUUUUCUUUUAAUAUUUGUUGAUAUAUUAGUUCUAGGUUAUCUUAUAAUAAUAAUAAUAAUUUAUUUAUAGUGAAAUAUCUCUUUUGGUUUAACGCCGUGCUUAUAAAAAUGUAAUUCUCCCAAGGUUUAAAAGCAACCAAUUUUUUGGAGUUGAAUAGAAAUUUUCUGCUCCAUACUAGACAUUAGUUGUUUCACUCUGUAUACAAUAAUAUAAAAAGAUUUUGAUAAAUUUGCUUCGAACUGUUUUACUGAGAGUACUUUAAAGUUGCUCUAACUAAUUUUAUAAUGGUUAUUAUAAUAAACAGACUCAUUUGUGAUACUUAUCUGUGUUGUGGAAACCUGACAAUACAUUUAUAAUAAUGUAUAAAAAAAAUUAGAAUUAGGUGUAUAUUUAUUAUUGUUAAAAGACUAUUGGAACUAUUAGAUAUGGCUCUUGAGAUUUUAUAACACCAACCUGAAUAUAAAAUUUUUUACAUAUGACUCAAUGAAAAUAGAAGAAAUUAGCCUAUGAUCGGAUACUUUUCUGCUUUAAUCAACAAUUUCUUUAUUAAGUGAAUCUCAAGCUGUUGUUCGUUGGUAAAUAUUUAUAUAAUAUGUAUUCUUGGAUAUUUUAAAAGGGUAUCCAUAUAGAUUCAUUUUUUUCAAUUAAUCGUGAGAAAAAGCACAAAAGUACAUUAAUCAUUAUUUAAAAUACUAUGCAACAUUUGGAAAAUAAUGGUUUAUGUACUAUUCUCAGGAACACUCGAAAAGUAACAGAAAGGCAAAGGUCUUAAAAUUUAAUCAAAAACCAAGAAGCAAAAAUAGAGAAAAAUGGGUGAUCAAUCCGAACAAAUUUCACUAAUGAAGCCAACAUUUUUGUCAGUUCCUGUGCAUUCUUCAUGAUACCAACGAAAACAUUGAUUUGAUCUUAUCCAUGCCUCUCCUCUUGCACUUCAGUAUCGGAAUCACUAGAGGAGGUAGAAGGUCGUUUGGUUUUUUGUUUUGGAACAGAUUUGUCUUUGGCUUCUGCAUAACUUUUCAUUUUUAUUCGUUGAUUCUCUCUUAGUAACCAAUCAAAGUAAAUAAUUUUAAGCGACGUUUUAUUAAAAAACAAAUGGUUACAUUUGAUACCAUUUAUUUUGAAGUAUCGGUACAUGAAAUUUAUAAAUAAUUAUAGUUACUUUGGGUUGGUAACUAUAGUUUAUCUAUGACUUCGUAGUUAUUAUUAUAGGUAAUAAAUUCAAAAAACGAUUUUAUUCAUUAAACUUUGACAACAAAAAAUAAUUGCCAUUACCCAUUAUACCCAUAAUUUUCAAAAUAAAAGUACUUUUUCUUUAUUUUUAGGACUUAAUGUAUAACAGAAUUGUACUUAUUGUAGUAUAUAAAAAUGUGUAUACAAGUCAAAUUGUAAAAUUAUAAAUAAUAGCAUGUCAUAUUCAAGACAGUACUGGGUCGUUGAUAUUGAAAAUAAACAGAUGUAAAUAAUUUUAUAUCCAUGAUAAGGAUAAUUGAGUGUGGGAUGUCAAUAUUCACAUUUUUUAAUUUCAAACAAUAUUGUGGAAGCCAUAUCUCAUAGAUUAUAGGUCUUCUCAAUGACUCCAGUGAUAACUACAGUAAUGGUAAUUAGAACUCACUAUAAACCCAUGAACUACUGUUUAGGUAUGAGUUUUGAUUACAUUUUAUUUAAAUUCACAGCUACAACUAUUCAAUCAGUUUUAUUGGUCAGAGGAAACAUUUUAAUAGAAGGUAUAGAAGCAUGUCAUGUUUUGAUAUUAUCUCCUUUAGAAUUUUCUUACAAAACAUGACAUGUCUAUAGUGAAAUGGUUUCUUUUAUGCACAUGAAAUAACACAAUUUUCUAGUUUAUGGCGGGUAAUUUUUACCAUUAGAGUCAUCUGUCCUGAGUGAUCGAAAAUAUCUAUAGUACAAUGUCAAUUGAUUAAUUGUAUAAACAGUUCAUUUUUUGUGAAAUCUGAUUUCCAUUCCAGUAUAGCUUAGAUUAUAGAUAAGUUGGAACAAAAAUAGUUUGAUACAUAUUCCAUUCCUUAUAAGAGAUAAUUUCAGUUUACUUUAUUAACCUAGAAAAAAUACUUUUAUAAUUUCGUUUUUUAGGUUUAUUUAUUUGUAUACAGUGUAUUCAAGAGUUUACAUUUGAUUUAUGAUAAUUGCAAUAGCAUUUAUCAAAAUUUUUUUUCACGUAGUGUUCUUUUUAAAUGCAUUGUUUAUAACCACUACGCUAACACUCACAAUUAUACAAUUCCAAUAUCGUACUGGCAUCUUGAUAACAAAGUUUUCGUUUUCAGGCACUGAACAUACUGUUUACUACCCUUAAACCAACACUUACAAUUACACUGUCCUAUUGGCAUCUUCUAAACAAAUUUAUCAUUUUCAGACACUGAAUAUACUGUUUACUACCCCUAAUCCAACACUCACAAUUACACUGUCUGACGUCAGUUUCCAUAAAAAAGUUUUCAUCACAUAUAGUGUAAGUGUAACUGUUGGUGUAGCUCCCACUCCCCGUCAUAACCUCGGAAAUUUAAAUUGGUGAUGUUUAGCAUUGUAUUUUUCUCAUAAUUUCGUUUCUCAGUCUUAUUGAGACAUCUGUAUUGUUUAAUCUGUAGUGGUAGUAAACAAUGCGUUAAGUGUAAAUAUUACCAAUGGUUUUCGAAAUUCAAACCAAGAGUUUUUUGUAAUUGGUUUCAUUUAUUUAAAAUUUUAAGUUCCAUAGAUAUAUACCAUAAGAGUAUUUAUUUGAAAAAAUUUAAUUUAUAUCAAACUGUUUUCAUAAAGAUAACAGAAAAAUUUUCUAACAAUUAUUUCUCACCAUAAUCUACUUUUAACAAAGUUUUCUGUUAUUUUGGUAUAUUAAAAAAGAUGUUGCAUACUUGUUUUAUUCGAUUACUAGAAUUUUCUAUUCAUUUUUUAUUGACUUAGCCUCAAGGGAGGUCAAUAUUGAAAUCACAACAAUAUUGAAUAGUUUUCUAUUGGUGAUUUGGAGGCUUGGAUCACAUAAUUGAACCAUAAUUUAUAUUUUUACAUUGUUAUUAUACCGAAAUUUCACAAUAUUUCUGAUUAUAAUAAUAUGGUACUAAACCCCUUGGGUUGCAAAAUAUAUUUAUUGUUUCAGAAAUAAUCUCAUUGUAUCUUUUGUCAUAGUUAUAUCUGGAACGGGUAAAUCAUUCUGCAUCUUCUGGACGUGCAUGUUCACCAGGAAGUGUUUGAACAAUACAGGCAUACCUGUAAUUAAUGGAAAAUCUCGCACUUCUGUUAAUUUCUACUAGUCUAAUUGUACCAUGUUUCCGAUCCUUUAGUUGAAAGUUUGAAACUUCGAAAUAUUCCUCCUCAUCUCCAACAGACUGAUUACUACCCCUAAACCAACACUCACAAUUAUACAAUUACACUGUCAUACUGUCAUCUUGAUGAUUUGAUUAACAAAGUUAUCGUUUUCUGAAACCAAACAUACUGUUUACUACCCUCUAACCAACAGUAUAAUUAUAUUGUCGUAUCCAUAAUGAAGUUAUCAUUAUAAAAGACUAAAGGUGAACUGUUUAUGUCACAGAGUGUAAUUGUGACUAUUGGUAUAGUGGUAGUACACAGUGUAAAAAUCACCAAUGGCUUCAGAAAUUUAAACUUGGUUUUAUUUCUUCAAUAUUUUGUGUUUCAUAGUUACAUACCAUAAGAUCAUACAUUUGAAAGAAUGUGAUAAAAAUGUUUUUAAAAAUUGAAGUAGAUAAUGUAACAGAAAAAUUUUGUGACUAUUAUUUCUCACCAUAAUCUACUUUCAACUCGUUAAAAUUUUUCUGUUAGUCUGGUAUAUUAAAAAAAACUUGUGCAAAGAUUUUACAAACUCGCUUUAAUCGAUUACUAGAAUUUUCUAUUCUAAUCGCUCAUUUUUUAAUGACAUAACGUCAUAUUAAAAACGCACCAAGAUUGAAUAAUGUACGCUUUGCGCUUGGUGAUUUUGAACCAGUCUGAAUUGCAUAAAAAUUUCCAAGCGUUGUAGUAUUAGAUAUACAAGCAGUAUUCUAAAUUUACACGAGUUAUACAAACAAUUUAUUGUUUUAAUAAACGUAUUUUAAAG
Diorhabda sublineata is the source of this 6201-nucleotide messenger RNA. Its product is annotated as bestrophin-4-like. Lineage: Eukaryota; Metazoa; Arthropoda; Insecta; Coleoptera; Chrysomelidae. Gene Ontology annotation, molecular function: chloride channel activity. The transcript has 11 exons. Bases 192 to 2072 code for a protein of 626 amino acids. The record is from RefSeq and is a predicted model, not a curated record.